AUGUCACCAGAAGCUCAACAAAUGUUGCAGGAAUUUUGGCCUAAAGUUCAUGAUAAAAUACAAAAACCCAAAGAGAAUGAUUUAAAAAAUCAAGAAUUACCAUUAGCUAGAAUUAAGAAGAUUAUGAAACUUGAUGAAGAUGUCAAGAUGAUAAGUGCUGAAGCUCCUGUAUUAUUUGCGAAAGCAGCUGAAAUAUUUAUUAGUGAAAUAUCUCUCCGAGCCUGGAUUCAUACUGAAGAUAAUAAGAGAAGAACACUUCAGAGAAAUGAUAUUGCUAUGGCUAUAUCUAAGUUUGACCAGUUUGAUUUUCUGAUUGACAUUGUACCAAGAGAUGAAAUGAAACCAGCCAAAAGACAGGUCAGAAAUUUAUUUUUACUAUAG
Lottia gigantea (owl limpet) is the source of this 381-nucleotide messenger RNA. RefSeq lists its product as hypothetical. Gene Ontology annotation, molecular function: protein heterodimerization activity; DNA binding; DNA-binding transcription activator activity, RNA polymerase II-specific. Gene Ontology annotation, cellular component: CCAAT-binding factor complex; nucleus. The record is from RefSeq and is a predicted model, not a curated record. NCBI's taxonomy places the organism in Eukaryota, Metazoa, Mollusca, Gastropoda, Lottiidae. The coding region runs from base 1 to 381 and encodes 126 amino acids. The transcript is spliced from 4 exons. Gene Ontology annotation, biological process: regulation of DNA-templated transcription.